UCAACACAAACGUUAGCUGGUCGCCCACCCCCCAGAUGUCAAAAGGAAAAAAAAAACUAGCCCACUCCCCCGGUUCGUUCCUCUCUCCCUCCGGCCCCGAUGCUUCACAUCUCGUCAUUGCGGCGGAGGCAGCGGCAGCGACGGCACCGGACGGACGACCCGGCGGCGAGGACUACCUCUCUCGCGUGUGGAGUAGUUCCCUUUCCUCUCUCAUGCGGUAGCAACUCGGAGGCGCCGUGGGCGGUGCAAGAUCCGGGCGAGCUCGGCAGGACAACGGCGUUCUCCGGCGUCCCUCUCCAGCGUCGACGGUAUUAUCGCCAGCAAACCAAUAAUUGAAAUUCUGCCAAGAAAUCUAGGAGCAGAAGAAGAUGUAUGCAAGGGACUUGGAGACAAGACAAUGGUUUGAAGCUUUGGGCGCCUGCGGCCGGCUCGACAGGUGGCAUCAGCAAGCGCCGGCCGGCCUCGGCACUACUGCGGGUGGUUAUAUGGUGCGCGGAGCACACCAGUGGGCUUCAACGUCAGGGAACACGACGUUGUUUCGAUGCCUCCAAAUGCAGCAGCAACAGAGCCGGAAGAAUAUCGAUGGCAAGGUGAGCGACAUCUGGCAGAUUGUGAACAGAGGCCACGGAAGGUGGCUGGAACCCCAACGUGGCCCCAAAAUCAACCACCAACGGGCAGGCAUAGAGGAGGUGACUCGCCGACUGCAGCGGGGCAUGGCGGAGUGGGCAACUAUUCCACGCUCUAAAAUUCAGGUUUAUAGCAAUGAAAAAGGUGAUUUUGUUCCUCAAUCAUGCUUAACAUUUCUUUAGCAAACAAGCACUAGCAGCCUGUUUUCAGAUGUGCUUCUUGUUGGUUCAUGUAGACAUGCCAAUGAAGGCCUGGUAAAGUAGAACAGAAAAAAAAUUACAGUAUAUUGGUUUAAUUGUUCUCUUGUGUGGACCAAAAUUAGCGAGUAAAGGAAAUACGAUUUUGCUUCCAAA
Messenger RNA from Triticum urartu, 980 nucleotides. The record is from RefSeq and is a predicted model, not a curated record. NCBI's taxonomy places the organism in Eukaryota, Viridiplantae, Streptophyta, Magnoliopsida, Poales, Poaceae.